Molecule: messenger RNA, 10756 nt
Organism: Lepus europaeus (European hare)
Lineage: Eukaryota; Metazoa; Chordata; Mammalia; Lagomorpha; Leporidae
Gene: ARHGAP32
Product: Rho GTPase activating protein 32
Exons: 25
Coding region: 367-6585 (2072 amino acids)
Biological process (GO): small GTPase-mediated signal transduction
Cellular component (GO): cell cortex; fibrillar center; Golgi apparatus
Molecular function (GO): protein binding; phosphatidylinositol phosphate binding; GTPase activator activity
Source: RefSeq, a predicted model, not a curated record
CGCCGCGGCGGCGCGGCGGGGCCGCGGGGCUCGUUCUGGAGGGCAGAAGUCUGAAAUCAAGAUGUCAGCAGGGCCACACCCCCUCUGAAGGCUCAAGGGGCUUUGCUUCUUCCAGCUCCUGGUGGCUCCAGAGAAUAGACGCUUGUUUCUAUCUGACCAAUAUCACCAAAUAGUCACACCAUAAAACAGAUUUCCUGUCAUUGGUGUCACCAGUGGGGAAUAACUUACUGACCACAACUCUUGAAGAUCCCAAAUCAGACGUGGCGAAGAACCAGAAAUAAACAAAAACAGUGAGUUUCAGACUCAGAAGAGGAAGGCGUUGUUCUAUGGCUGCUUGGAGUUUAUUCCAGGGACCAAGACACAGAUAUGCCUGGGGUUGAACAGUCUCUGAGGAAGAUGAAGUCCUCAGUACAUUCUGAAGAGGAUGAUUUUGUUCCAGAACUGCACAGGAAUGUUCAUCCCCGAGAGCGGCCUGAUUGGGAAGAAACACUUAGUGCGAUGGCAAGAGGAGCAGAUGUGCCAGAGAUUCCUGGAGAUCUUACUCUUAAGACAUGUGGCAGUACAGCCAGUAUGAAGGUUAAACAUGUGAAAAAGUCCACUGCUCCAGGACUGAUGGGCUGUGACAACAUUCACAGGUUACCCUUCACUAAAGGUCACUUUCCAAGGAUGGCUGAAUGUGCGCAUUUCCAUUAUGAGAACGUUGAGUUUGGCAGCAUACAGCUUUCACUUUCAGAAGAACAGAAUGAAGUAAUGAAAAAUGGCUGUGAAUCUAAAGAGCUGGUCUACCUCGUGCAGAUUGCUUGUCAGGGCAAAAGUUGGAUUGUUAAAAGAAGUUAUGAAGAUUUUCGGGUACUUGAUAAACAUCUUCAUCUUUGUAUUUAUGACCGAAGAUUCUCCCAGCUCUCAGAGCUUCCCCGUUCUGAUACCUUGAAGGACAGCCCAGAGUCUGUCUCUCAGAUGCUUAUGGCUUACCUAUCACGCCUUUCAGCUAUUGCGGGCAACAAGAUCAACUGUGGGCCUGCUCUCACCUGGAUGGAGAUCGAUAAUAAGGGUAAUCACCUUCUAGUUCACGAGGAAUCAUCCAUCAACACUCCUGCAGUCGGUGCUGCUCACGUCAUAAAGAGGUACACUGCUCGGGCUCCCGAUGAAUUGACCUUAGAGGUGGGAGACAUCGUUUCUGUUAUUGACAUGCCCCCCAAAGUGCUAAGCACUUGGUGGCGAGGCAAGCACGGAUUCCAGGUGGGACUCUUCCCUGGACACUGUGUUGAGUUAAUUAACCAGAAAGUUCCCCAGUCAGUGACCAACUCAGUGCCAAAACCAGUGUCUAAAAAGCACGGCAAGCUCAUUACUUUCCUACGAACAUUCAUGAAGUCUCGUCCAACAAAGCAGAAGCUGAAGCAACGGGGAAUCUUGAAAGAGAGGGUAUUUGGCUGUGACCUGGGGGAGCACCUUCUGAAUUCUGGUUUUGAAGUGCCCCAGGUUCUUCAAAGCUGCACAGCAUUCAUUGAGAGAUAUGGCAUCGUGGAUGGAAUAUAUCGUCUCUCUGGCGUUGCCUCCAAUAUCCAGAGACUACGUCAUGAAUUUGACUCUGAGCAUGUCCCCGACCUGACAAAAGAGCCGUAUGUCCAAGACAUCCACUCUGUGGGCUCUCUCUGCAAGCUGUACUUCCGAGAGCUGCCAAACCCUCUGCUCACCUACCAGCUGUAUGAGAAAUUCUCUGAUGCCGUUUCUGCAGCAACAGAUGAAGAGAGGCUGAUAAAAAUUCAUGAUGUCAUCCAGCAGCUCCCCCCGCCACACUACAGAACACUGGAGUUCCUGAUGAGACAUUUGUCUCUUCUGGCUGACUACUGCUCCAUCACAAAUAUGCAUGCUAAAAACCUAGCAAUUGUUUGGGCUCCAAACUUGCUAAGGUCAAAGCAGAUAGAAUCUGCCUGCUUCAGUGGAACGGCGGCCUUCAUGGAAGUGAGGAUUCAGUCUGUGGUUGUCGAGUUCAUCCUCAAUCACGUGGACGUGCUCUUCAGCGGCAAAAUCAGCGCAGUCAUGCAGGAAGGGGCAGCUUCUCUGUCAAGGCCCAAGUCCCUGCUGGUGUCCUCCCCGUCCACUAAGCUGUUGACAUUGGAGGAAGCCCAGGCGCGGACACAAGCUCAGGUCAAUUCUCCAAUUGUGACUGAAAAUAAAUACAUUGAAGUUGGAGAAGGACCUGCGGCACUUCAGGGAAAAUUUCAUACCAUAAUUGAGUUCCCACUGGAAAGAAAGAGGCCUCAAACCAAGAUGAAGAAGUCUCCCGUUGGCAGUUGGCGCUCCUUUUUCAACCUGGGGAAGUCGUCUUCCGUGUCUAAGCGGAAGUUGCAGCGCAACGAGAGCGAGCCUUCAGAGAUGAAAGCUAUGGCCCUGAAAGGUGGCAGGGCAGAGGGAGCCCUCCGUUCAGCUAAAAGUGAGGAAUCUCUUACUUCUCUCCAUGCAGUUGAUGGUGAUUCCAAGCUCUUCCGACCCAGAAGACCCAGAUCCAGCAGUGACGCUCUGUCUGCCUCAUUUAAUGGAGAGAUGCUGGGGAACCGCUGCAAUUCCUAUGACAAUCUGCCCCACGACAAUGAGAGUGAGGAGGAGGUCGGGCUGCUCCACAUUCCAGCCCUUGUGUCUCCGCAUUCAGCCGAGGAUGUUGACUUGAGCCCACCGGACAUCGGAGUAGCCAGCUUGGAUUUUGACCCAAUGUCCUUCCAGUGUAGUCCUCCCAAGCCUGAAUCAGAAUGUCUGGAGAGCAGUAUUUCCUUUUUAGAUUCACUAGGAUACUCCAAGGAUAAAUCCUGUGCCAGUAAAAAGGAUGUAGAAGCAGGUGGUAGCCAGUCUCAGACGCCAGGAAGCACUGCAAGCUCUGAACCGGUCUCUCCUCUUCAGGAGAAACUGAGUCCGUUCUUUACUCUGGACUUGAGCCCAACCGAAGAGAAAUCAUCUAAGCCAUCCUCGUUUACAGAAAAGGUUGUCUAUGCUUUCUCCCCAAAGCUGGGAAGGAAAUUAAGCAAAUCACCUUCUAUGAACAUAUCUGAGCCAAUUUCAGUGACCCUUCCACCUCGGGUGUCAGAAGUCAUUGGUGCAGUCUCAAAUCCUGCAGCUCAGAACACAUCGUCUCCAACCUGGGACAGAAGUAUUGAAGAAAGUGAUGUCACAAAUAGAUCCCCCACCCAGAUAGUAAAGAUGAAAACAAGUGAGAGGGAGGCCCAAGAAGGAUGCGAAUCUGACGUCCAGCCCCUGGGCCAGGCGGCUGCUGAAGAAAUAGAGUUGCCAGGGAAGGAGGAGCAGUCUGUCUGCAGCAGUCAGAGCAAGGCUGUGGCUGCUGGACAGACUCAGACAGGAGCAGUUACCCAUGACCCCCCUCAGGAUUCCGUUCCUGUCAGUUCAGUCUCUCUUAUCCCACCACCACCACCUCCGAAAAAUGUUGCCCGAAUGUUGGCGCUAGCAUUAGCUGAGUCUGCACAGCAAGCUUCAACCCAGUCCCUGAAGAGACCCGGGAUUUCCCAGACUGGCUACACAAAUUACGGAGACAUUGCAGUGGCUGCAACGGAAGAUGCAUUUCCCAGUUCCUACUCUAGCGUUGCUCUAGAUAAAGCCUAUUUCCAAGCGGAUCGAUCAGCAGAUCAGUCCCAGCUGCAGAGCCGUGUGCCAGGGGACUGCGACGUGCCUCUCCAGGAGUCUGUUGCUGGGGAGGACCCUCCUUCCAGCACAGCUGAGUCUGGGGAGCAGCUCCACCAAGUGCACAUAGCAGGGGAGCAGCCACAGCGAUCCCACGUGUCUGGGGCCCCAGAAAAGGCCAGAAUCACUUCGGUUGUACCAGACUCAGAGCGGUGUGACGAUCACGUGAGUGUCCCUGAAGAACAGUCAGGGAAGACCAGUGUGCCGACUGUCUCCUUCGCGGAUCAGGAAGAGCCUCCAGCCCGUUUCUGCAGCGGGGAUCAGCCUCCUCCUUUUCUCGGUGCAAGUGUGGAUAAGACCCAUCACCCUUUAGAACCUGCAGACAAAUCUCCCACACCUUCUGAUUUGCCUAGGGACAAAAGCUACCCUCCUUCCAGGACCCCCGAAGAUAAUACCAGCAUAGCCUCCAUGGCUUACGUGACAGCAGCAGCUGAAAUAAGCCCCAGAGAAGUCAACUGGGAUGUGGUUGAACAGUCCACUACUGCUGGCUUUGCUGCCACUGGCUUUACUGCUGCAACCCUCCAGCGCACACAGAGAACUAACCGGCCCCUUCCCCCACCUCCUUCCCAGAGGUCAACAGAGCAGCUGCCAGUCGCGGGGCAAGUACAAGCAGCAGCCGGUAUAGGAUUAAGUAACUCUCACAAGGUUCAAGGUGUAGCUCCAGCUCCAGAGAGGCCACCUGAACCCCGAGCUCUGGAUGAGCCUACACCUGUCUUUGUCAGUGAUGGUAGCGCUGCUGCCCAGUGUCCCAUGGCUACCGCUGCUCUCCAGCCAGGCCUGCCUGAGAAAGUGCGGGACAGCGCCAGGGCCCCACUGCUGCACCUGCGAGCCGAGUCUGUCCCCGUGCACUCCUGUGGCUUUGCUGCACCAGUACCCCCUGCCAGGACGGCAGAGAGUAAGCUCACUGCUGUCAUGCACUCCAACAGUGCGGAUGCCACCAGCAGUCCAAAUUACCACUCCUUUGUCACUUCUUCAUCGGCCUCUGUAGAUGACGGGAUGCCUUUGCCACCUCCUGUGCUACAACCCAAGCAUGCUGCUCAGAAAAUAGUGUACUCCUCCUCCUUUGCUAGGCCUGAUGUCACCACCGAACCCUUUGGUCCGGAAAACUGUUUGCAUUUCAGUAUGACUCCAAACUGCCAGUACCGUCCCCAGAGUGUACCUCCACAUCACAAUAAAAUGGAGCAACACCAAGUGUAUGGUGCCAGAUCAGAGCCACCAGCCUCUGUGGGGCCUCGUUACAACACAUAUGUGGCCCCAGGAAGAAACGCAUCUGUACACCACUCCAAGCCAUGCAGCCGGAUCGAGUAUGUGUCGAGCUCUUCUGUGAGGAGUACUUGUUACCCUGAAGAUAUUCCACCAUACCCUACCAUCCGGAGGGUCCAGUCUCUCCACGCACCCCCAUCUUCCAUGAUUCGCUCUGUUCCCAUUUCACGGACAGAGGUUCCCCCAGAUGAUGAACCAGCCUACUGCCCAAGACCCCUGUACCAGUACAAGCCAUAUCAGUCCUCCCAGGCCCGCUCGGAUUAUCACGUAACGCAGCUUCAGCCUUACUUUGAGAAUGGACGGGUCCACUACCGGUAUAGCCCAUAUUCCAGUUCCUCUUCUGGCUCCUAUUACAGUCCAGAUGGGGCCCUGUGUGAUGCGGAUGCCUACAGCACAGUACAGCUGAGACCCCUUCACCGCCUACCCAGUCGUGAUUUUGCUUUCUACAAUCCUAGGCUGCAAGGGAAGAGCUUGUACGGUUAUGCUGGGUUGCCUCCUCGCCCACGGGCCAACAUGACCGGCUAUUUCUCUGGUAAUGACCAUCAUGUAGUCAACAUGGCGCCAGCUGCUGAUGUAAAGCACACCUAUGCCUCUUGGGAUCUUGAAGACAUGGAGAAGUACCGCAUGCAGUCCAUCCGCAGAGAGAGCCGUGCUCGGCAGAAGGUGAAAGGGCCUGUCAUGUCGCAGUACGAUAAUAUGACUCCAGCUGUGCAAGAUGACUUGGGUGGGAUCUAUGUCAUCCAUCUGCGCAGCAAAUCAGAUCCUGGGAAAACUGGACUUCUUUCAGUGGCAGAGGGCAAGGAGGGGCGGCACCCACCCAAGGUCAUCAGUCCUGAGGGAGAUGACCGCUUCUACAGGAAGCACACAGAGCCAGAGUUAGACAGAACCCACGCCCACGCAGGGUAUGGCAGCACGCAGGGAGAGAAACCCUCUCUCCCACAGAAGCAGAGCAGCCUGAGGAACAGGAGGCUUCACGACGUGGGUUGCAGCCUCCCUGAGCACAGGGCACAUCCGGAAGCAAGCCAUAGGCAGUUAUGUGAAUCGAAAAAUGGGGCUCCUUUCCUGCAGGGAGCUGGACAGUUAGAUUAUGGGCCCAAAGGAAUUCCAGACACGUCGGAGCCAGGGAGUUACCAUAACUCUGCAGGGAAAUAUGGUCCAGCAGGUCCGGAGUCUUUGAGACUGAACCACAAGGAGGUGAGGCUUCCCAAAGAGCUGGAGCGGCCUCGAGCCAGGCAGCCUCCGGCCUCAGAGAAACACCCCAGAGACUGCUACAAGGAGGAAGAGCACUUCACACAGUCCACGGUCCCACCUCCUAAGCCCGAGAGGAGUCACAGCCUCAAACUCCAUCACACCCAGAACGUGGAGAGGGACCCCGGUGUGCUGUACCCAUACCAAACACAUGGCAAGCGCCAGAGCAAUAUGACUGUCAUGUCCCAGUAUGACAACCUGGAGGAUUACCACUCCCUGCCUCAGCACCAGAGGGGGGGCUUUGGAGGGGGAGGCCUGGGGACGUACGUGCCCCCUGGCUUUCCCCACCCACAGAGCAGGACAUACGCGACAGCUUUGGGCCAGGGGGCCUUCCUGCCCACAGAGCUGGCCUUGCAGCAUCCUGAAACACAGGUCCACGCAGAAUGAGCCCUGGGAGCAAUAGAGUCGAAGCAGUCUCUGCUGGACAGUGGACUGUUCUAUUUUUUUCAAUAACCAAAAAGAUUAAAAAAACAAAAAAAAAAUGCUACAACCCCCUGGUCACAUUUAAAAAACAUAAUAAAAGUAAACAAAUCAGCAUCUCCCCCCCCCCUUCCCUGCCUCAUUACCACCUCUUCCAUCUAUAGACUGUAUCGUUUUUGUCUUUUAAAAGCGAGCUGAAUGGUUGUAAAGCACUGUGUUGGAAACUGAGUAAAGACUUUGUCAGAGACCACACUUGCCACAUAGGGCUAAUUUGUAAGAGCCUGAGGGCUGCCUGUAGCUGAAUUUGAACCUAACUCUCUCUUGGCUUCUUAGUCUUUGCUACCAAGUCCAGAGCAGUUUGCAUCUGUUUCCUGGUGGGCUGUGACACUUACUGUUGUGUUCCCCCUUCUUCUGCAGCUACACAGCUUGCCCAGUGGGAUGCUCCCUCUUCUCCUUCAUUAGCCCUCGGCUGAGAAGGGGCUUGUGUGUUAGAUGAGAGUGGAAGGAAGCUCUUUGGUCCUUCAGAACAAUCAGUCAGACAAUUAGAAGCAUGACGGUAAAAAGCAGGGAAGUCUUUAAAUUAAACAUACUAAAGAGUCAUCAUAAAACGUGGGACCAUUCGACUCAGGCUGAACUGUAUGCUCUUCCCAGUCUUUCUUUCCAUGCUUGUUCCUCACAGUUCAAGAACAGGCUCGUACCACUGCAGAAGGCUUAUUUUGUUUGUUUGUUUUUUUAAGUUAGAAUUUGAGGAAACUUCUUAGGUGGGAGAAAGUGAAGUUCUCAUUGUCAUUGCACUGUGUUAGCAGCAGAAAGUUGUCAGUGCUUUGAAUGUGUUGCCUGCCUUCAGGGUUUCGUGCUCAACAACGUUUGGUAAAUGAGAAUCUCAGUACAAAUAUUUCAGACCCCAUUUGUUCUCUUAAAUUAGCAACUUGCUUUUUUUUUUUUCUUUAAUUAAAAAAAAUCAACAUGGUUUGGAUAAACCCACAUUAUUUAUCUUGGCCAUAAAUUUACAUGUUAAAUUUUGUUUCUGAACCAGGAUACAGGAUCCCUGGGAAUGUAGCUGUGUCGUCUGUUAGGAAACUGCUAGUUCCCACAAUAACCACUUCUACACAGCCCCUCUUCAGCGGAGGCUUUCCCAGGCAACCGCUGUUUAUGUCCUGAGCAGUUACAUAGACUUCACUUCCUCUGGUCUUGUGAGAUCAGUCUUAACAUAACUGUCAUUACACCAGCAUUUCAGGUACAGCUCUUUAUAACUUCGUGAGCAUGUGACUUUGUUUUGAAAGCUUCAUUCCUUAUUAUAGUAAGAACAGGACACUUCUCUAGCUCAACUCCAUUCUGUUUCCUGAGUCCACCUCGCCACAGAUACGCCAGACUAGACCAGCAAGGCAGUCCUGAAUUUACAAUAUAAGGUUAGGAUAUCGUUUCAUUCCAUAACUCUUAAUAAUACUUGAGUUUUAUACAUUCGUACAUUUUAAAUACUCACUUUAUAGAAGACACUAGGAGAUGUCAUUCCAUUUAAUGGAUGGUUGCUGCUCUGGCUUUUUAGAACUUGGAAUUAACUUUUAUUUAGGGCAAAGGAAGAAAAUUUUUAAGAGGCUAAAAUCAUGCUGCUAUUGUUGCAAAAAAAGUCAUUACAUUAUAAGAAUUUAUAUUUAGUAAAAGAAAAAGUUUUAAGAACAACACAAUUUAUAUCUGGAAGUACUCUAUAAGGUCUUCUUUUGUUUCCCAGAAUUAAUUGGAGGGCUGAAAUAAAGACCAUGGUAUAAUUCUUGAGCCGGUGGUGAUAAGGGACAAGGUCUGUGGGAGGUUAGGCCUUUACAUGGAAGGUGGAAGCCCAGCUAGCGUAGUCAGAACGUUGGAAAGUCUGGUAGGAAAGUUCCCCUUGGCACACGGGCACAUCCGCUGCUACAUACUGGACUUUGCUCUUUGGUGAAUAUGUAGCAAUUAUUUUUUUUUAACCAUGACCAUCUUUUUGUCAAGUAGGCAACUCUUUGUCCCUUGGAGAGCACACCAGCCCUGCAGCUUCUCACCAACUGUGGAGGUUAGGAAGAGAAGCUGGUGUGCACAUGGCUGUAGUAACCGAGGGUCCAAAAUGAAGUGGCAGAGGAAGGCCAGUGCAGCUUUAAUGUUUGUGGAUUUGUUGUCACACACAUUGUUCACUCCUGAAGCUAAAGUCCCUUUUAUAAAUAUGAAGGUUAAUUCCUCAGAAAAACUCCUUUAUUAAUAGUACUGUGGGUUUUGAAGUAUCAGGUAAUUAUUUUGAAUAGAGAAUGGCGACUCAAAUUACAGAAGUGUUGAAACACAAACUUUAGAUCCAAUCUAGAGGUGUUUCGCUCAGUGUAUGUAGCAAGAGCCUUAACUUUGGAUUUGGUUGUCUAAAAGACCCUGCCCACAUUUUCCCUCUCUGAUCCUGAGGGGUAGACAUCGGAUGGCAAAUCACUGUGAACCGCUUACCUCGGCGUCGUUCCCCCUGCGGUGUGACUUCACAAAUAGGGCCAGUGAAUGUUACUGCUUUCAAGUGUUGCCAUGGAGCAUUGCCAUCAAGGGACUGGAGCGCCUUAUGCAUGCAACCCAUCAUCCUUUAGAUGUUCUCAGAGCCGUGUCUCCAGAUUUUACAUUUGGGGCAGAAUUCUGAUUCCUUAGUGUAGUUUGAAGUAUUUACUGUUUAGGCCCUGGCAGUCUGGCUGGAAACUUUCCUACCAGCCCCACAGAUGCCAUUUUCUUCUUAAUAGAUUUUAUCUGAGCCUUAUUUCUUACUAUAUUCACUUAACAUGAAAGUUUUAAACAUGAAAGUUCCUGGGUUGGUCCCAAGGGUAGGGCCUGCACGUUUCUUAUACUAGCAAAGCAUUUUUUAAAAUUUAGGGUGAGGUUGAACAUUUUUAGGGCUAACUAUGUAAAGAGGGGCCUUUCACAUGAGAGGGGGUACAGUAGGUGAUCAUGCUGUAAGCAGUAAUAACAUAUCCAUUGUAAACUUGAAAUUUGCCCCUUUAGUUAAAGCAGGAGUCUGCCAAGUCCAGUUUCUCCAGCCCUGUCAGUCACCCAUGUGGUAAAGUUAGCAGAGUCUCGCCUGAGCAGAGUGUGCAAGGAGAUCAGUUGAGAGAGCGAAGGUAUGUCAGAAGGUGACUUCCAAAUGGUGAGAGGCAUGUGAAUCUCAGUGCUAUGUGUUCCGGAGGUGUCAGGCAUGGUGUGUCGUAACGUGUGCAAGAUGGUGUCAGUGUGCGCAGAGGGUCUUUAUUCCUUACCUGAUAAGUACUGUUAAUGUUCAAAGAAUAAAAAUGGUUGUUUUACAGUUUAGAUUCUGAGAUAGCAAAACCUGAUUUUUUCAACCAUGACCUGCAUGAGAGAAGCAUCCUAGGAAGUCUUAGGUCAUACUUUUGAGUUCUUAACGUUAAUUUAUAUAGUGGUUUUUUUUUUUUUUUACGUUUUAAUAUUUUUUUGUGAACUGGUGUAAAUUGUUAAUGCAUAUAAGCUUAUGUAUUUUUGUAAAUAGUUUUGUGAUUUAUUUCUUGCCCUGUAUGUAAAUAUUUAGAACCUCAUUUCUUCCAAACUUAUUUGAAGCUGAGUUGUGGGUUUGGGGUUUUGGUUGGUUGGUUGGUUGGGGGGUGGGAGAGAAGGGGUUUUGUACUUGGAGAUAUCUUGUGGUUUAAAGCAAAUGUCCCACUGAAAGCAAUUCAAAUAUCAACAGAAUUAUUUCAGGUUAAAACAGACUUCUGUGUGUAUUGUGUUUCCUUUUUUACCUAAUAUGAUCUGUAGUAAAACAGAUGGGGAGUAAUUUGGACCAAAAGAAGUGUGUUGUGUGUAACAUGGGCUGUUACACCCACGGGGAUAUUAUCUGAGGAAAGGGGUAGAACUGCCCCCUGUGUUUUUGUUUUUUUGUUUGGUUUGGUUUUUAUCUGUUUUUCUCAGUGCACUGCCUGGCCAGAUGUCCCCCAGGCCAACUCUAACCUCCUUCGGGCUGUACAGGCCUCUCACUCUGCACUGGGAAGUACAGGUGACCUACAACCUGAGGGCUGUCCUCAGGGAUACGCGCUGCUGCCGUCUGGCUCCCACGGUAGCAGUUCCCAGGAAGCCGAAUCGGCCUCUCCUCUCAGCGUCUUCCAGAACGGGAUUGUGAAUAAAAAACACAUUUUAAAAAGAU